GGGUUCUCUUUCUUGCUUUGCUUUACCUUUUAUCGUAAAAGGAUUAAUCCUAGAUUAAAUAACAUAACUGGAAUGAGCAGAAACUUGAAAGUGCCCUUAUUCUUUUAUGUUUUUGAAACUGAUAGCUGGUGUCUCUUUUGGCAUGUUCUUUCUGUCUUAUAAUUGUCAUCUGUUUCUCUUCUCUGCUUCCUAUCUAUCAAGCACUUUGGGGUUAAAUUGACUAAUGAUAGUUAGAAAUGAGGUAUUUAAAAGAGGCAAGAAGAGUGAGAGAAUAGGUUAGCGACAAGGAGACCAUCCAUUGGUUAUUAAGCAUGAAGGAAAAGGACCAUGUUCUUAUGAUUGAUGAAGUUCUGUUUUUGCAUUAGGAUUUGGGAUAACUGGAAAUGAUUUUCUAGGGAAGCUAUUGUCAACAAUGGUAAGAAGAAACCUGAAAAAGAUUGGUAUGAGAGGGAGAAUUACAAGCUGGAGAAGGCAAUGCAAAAGAAAGUGGUAUUUCGGAUAUGUCAGCUGAGAAUACGAAUGAUGUUUCCAAUUGAUCAAUAGAGCUGGCUGGUAUGAAUAAGAGAAAAGGUGGAUAACAAUGAAAAGAAGAAGGAUCGAAUAAAAAGAGGAAAUCAGAGUUUUGUACAGAUGAAAAGGAAGCCGAGAAGGGUCAGAAGAAGUAUAAGAAAAGUAAAGAUGCAUUUGGUGAAGUUAGAGAGAUUUCAAUGAAUGCUUGUUUGGGUGGAAAAGAGAGCAUGGGACAAGAAAGUAACGAGGUAACAUUUCUGGAGAGCAACUUUGGUUACAAAGCAAAAAGGAUGCGAAACAAAAAAAGCUUGAAAGGUUGUAAGAGAAUAUCCGUUGGACCAGUUUUGGUGAUAACCUGCAAAGCAGAGGCUUUGCUAGUUGUUGCAAAAAUGAUAUGGAAGCUUAGCAUCUUCUAUGGUAGCAGAAGGCACAUGGGCAUAUCUAGCUUGGAUGCUUGCCCCAUGGAAGAUGUGGACCAGCACAAUCUUAUUGAGAAUAGGUCUGGAGAUUCAUGUCAAAAACAUUGGAACUGGAUGGGCAAUCUCUAUGGCCCGCAUAGGGACAAGUCUUUUGCUGAACAAGUUGAAAUUUUUGCUAAUUGAUAUCUCCCAUACAUGCUUGAUGCAAAGGAGUCCUAUAGUAGCAAUGCCCAGUUGGUCUGCCAUAGCUGCGGUGAUUGCCUUCAUGGCUGACCUGAAGCACAGGAUUCUUAUGGUUUCUGAUUUUUUCUAUCCCAACUUUGGUGGUGUCGAGAAUCACAUCUAUUAUCUGUCACAAUGCCUACUAAAACUUGGUCACAAGGUGGUUGUUUUGACUCAUGCUUAUGGAAAUCGAUCUGGGGUGAGAUACAUGACGGGUGGUCUGAAGGUUUAUUAUGUACCGUGGCGGCCAUUUCUUAUGCAGAAUACAUUCCCGACUAUCUAUGGAACAUUCCCAAUAAUUAGGACUAUACUUCUUCGGGAAAAAAUAUCACUUGUGCAUGGUCAUCAAGCCUUCUCAACUCUAUGCCAUGAGACUUUGAUGCACGCACGUACUAUGGGAUACAAGGUUGUAUUUACUGAUCAUUCAUUGUAUGGUUUUGCUGAUGUGGGAAGUAUCCACAUGAACAAGGUUCUGCAAUUUACUUUGGCAGAUGUAACCCGGGCCAUAUGUGUUUCUCAUACAAGCAAGGAAAAUACAGUGCUACGGUCAGGUUUGCCGCCUGAAAAGGUUUUUGUGAUACCUAAUGCCGUGGACACAGCUAUGUUCAAACCUGCUCAACAGCGCCUUGGCCGUGAUGAAAUAGUUAUUGUUGUGAUAAGUAGGUUGGUUUAUCGGAAGGGUGCAGAUUUGCUUGUGGAAGUCAUUCCGGAAGUUUGUCGUUUGUAUCCCAAUGUACGUUUCAUUGUUGGUGGAGAUGGACCUAAACGAGUGCGGUUGGAAGAGAUGAGAGAAAAGCAUUCUCUCCAAGAUCGAGUUGAGAUGUUGGGGGCUGUACCACAUGCUUCUGUAAGGUCUGUGCUGAUUUCUGGCCACAUAUUUUUAAACAGUUCUUUAACUGAAGCUUUUUGUAUAGCCAUAUUGGAGGCUGCAAGUUGUGGACUAUUAACUGUCAGCACACGUGUAGGAGGUGUCCCAGAGGUUUUACCCGAUGACAUGAUAGUACUUGCUGAACCGGAUCCUAGUGACAUGGUACAUGCAAUUAGGAAGGCAAUAUCUAUCCUUCCUAAUAUUGAUCCACAGGUUAUGCAUGAUCGAAUGAAGAGACUUUAUAAUUGGAACGAUGUUGCUGAAAGGACUGAGAUUGUAUAUAAUCGUGCCUUGAAAUGUUCUGAUCAGAGUCUCCUAGAACGACUUUCCAGGUAUCUUUCAUGUGGAGCUUGGGCAGGCAAGCUGUUUUGCUUGGUUAUGAUAAUCGACUUUUUGAUAUGGCGUCUGUUAGAACUGUUGCAGCCUGCAAAGGAUAUCGAGGAGGUGCCUGAUGUGGCUCUACGCUGCCAUCAACACGGAGAAAGGAUUGAAGAAAUAUAUCGUUGCAAAUCAGAAUAAUAGUAUAGGAAUAGUUUUCGAGUUUAUAACAAUAUUAUUAGCUUCAAAUAUUUGACGUUUCGUCUUCAAGCAUUGUACCUUAUUCUAUUCUUUAUGCAUUUUAAGUAAAAAUCUCAUUGCUGCAA
Molecule: messenger RNA, 2663 nt
Organism: Gossypium raimondii (Peruvian cotton)
Lineage: Eukaryota; Viridiplantae; Streptophyta; Magnoliopsida; Malvales; Malvaceae
Product: phosphatidylinositol N-acetylglucosaminyltransferase subunit A
Exons: 10
Coding region: 925-2538 (537 amino acids)
Biological process (GO): GPI anchor biosynthetic process
Cellular component (GO): glycosylphosphatidylinositol-N-acetylglucosaminyltransferase (GPI-GnT) complex
Molecular function (GO): phosphatidylinositol N-acetylglucosaminyltransferase activity
Source: RefSeq, a predicted model, not a curated record